CCUCAUCCCAGGGCGAUGGGAAGAGACCGCCCAGGCAAACACACCAUCCUUCAGCUCACAGGUGGGGAAAUUGAGGCUCCUGCCCAGGCUGUGCGUGGCAGUCCCUCUGGUUUCCAGCUGGACCCUGGCUCCCACUUCCUCUUCUAUCCACUGGUGAGCUGCCCGCUCCUCCCUACCGUGAGUCCUCAAGAGAAGACCCCUGCUGCCAGCUCCUGCUUGGAUGCCCGGAAGACACCUGGCCCUCCACCUGCUGCACGACCCAGCCCAUGGAAGGCCCUUCAGAGACUCGGCGGCCGGCACCCCUUGGAGUCCUGUGCCCACCAGGUGCUGCCCUCUUCCUCUGCUACUCCCUGGCUGCCCUUGCCUCCUACCUGCUGGAGGUGGCCAGCCAUGUCCUGGUGAUCCGAGUGGCCGGGCCCUGCCUGCCUCCCAUGCUCUCAGCUGCCUGGUUCGGCCACCAAGCCAUAACCGACGUUGCCUUCAUGGUCCUCCUGCCGCUGGUCCUCACCUGGACACCUUCCGGCUGGCCCCUGGGUGGCACCUUCUGCCACCUGGACCCCGGCCUCGCCUUCCUGACCUUCUAUGCCAGUGGCCGCCUGCUGACCCGUGCGGCUGCUGACUGCUGCUGCUGGGCUCUCUGGCCAGCCUGGGCGCUGAGCCACCGCUCCGCCCGCCAGGUGGUUCUCUGGGCCGGUGGCUUCUGGCUCCUCCUGCUGGUCCUGGGCGUGCGGGCCCUGCGAGCCCCUCGGGGCUGGGUGGCCCAGGGUGAGCUUCCUAAUGGGACCUCCUCCCAGGAGCCGCCCCCCCUCUCCCCCGACCUGGCACUGAAUCAGCUGGUAUUUGGCUUCGGGGUGCCUCUGGGGGUCCUGCGUGCCUUCCACAGCCUUUUGAAGGCCAAGCUGUGCCUGGCAAGGCUCACGGGGAGGCCCCCGCUGCUGGGGCUGCCCUGGGCCUUGGGGACCAUGUUGUUUCUCUGCUGGUUCCCCUUCCACCUGCUGCUGCUGGUGAGGCUGCUGGGGGCUCGGGAGGCCGGGCUGGGCACAGAGGAGGUCUGGGUGCUGCUCGGGCCCCUGGGGCUCACCCUGGUGGGGGCCAGCGGCUGCCUCAACCCUCUGCUGUACUGGUGUGGGCACCAGAGCUUCAGGUGGUGGCUGCUCGGGCCCCUUGUUCCUCCUGCCCAGGUGGAGGGUCUGAGGAGGAGACAGGGCCGGGCGCUGGGGAUGGAGACCCGGCCCUCCUGUGAGAGUCUGAGGGAAAGUCCUGAGGGGUUGCAGCGAGGGGGAGGAGGGGGUCUUGCCACCUGUCCAUCCUCUGGAGAAUGGGGGACGUUGAUGUAG
Molecule: messenger RNA, 1337 nt
Organism: Phyllostomus discolor (pale spear-nosed bat)
Lineage: Eukaryota; Metazoa; Chordata; Mammalia; Chiroptera; Phyllostomidae
Product: formyl peptide receptor-related sequence 4-like
Exons: 2
Coding region: 267-1337 (356 amino acids)
Biological process (GO): complement receptor mediated signaling pathway; positive regulation of cytosolic calcium ion concentration; phospholipase C-activating G protein-coupled receptor signaling pathway
Cellular component (GO): plasma membrane
Molecular function (GO): complement receptor activity; N-formyl peptide receptor activity
Source: RefSeq, a predicted model, not a curated record